AAAAAUACUAAACAAGUAAAUAAAAAAAUAGCAAAUAAUACAAAGUUAAAAUAUAGAAUGGAUUAAAAACUAUAAUACUAUGGUCAUUUAAAAGAUUUUCUUAACUCUUCACUAUCAUCACAAUAUAAAGUUAUGAUUAAAUUAAACUAAGAGGAAGCAGAUGAACAAGAUAUUAAGAACUUAAGUUCAGCUAUAAUUAAAUGUACAAAUCUCACAGUUUUAAUUAUUAAUUUCUAAACAAAUGAAAUAAAACUAUAAGACAUACAAACUUUAGGUUUUGCUCUUGAAAAUUGCUAUCAACUUUAAACUUUGAAAUUAUUAUUGAGUAAAUAAAGAUUAGGAGAUGAAGGCAUUUCACUUUUAGCAUUUUCUUUAGUAAAUUGUCCAAAUCUAUCAGAUUUGUAUCUUAAUUUAGUGGGCAAUUAAAUAGGUAUUGAAGGUAUUAAAAAUUUAGGCUCUUCUUUAUCAAAAUGCAAAUAUCUUUCUAGAUUAAACUUAUUGUUACACAGUAGUAAACUAGGAGAUGAAGGUGUAUCAUGUUUAAGCUCAGAAUUGAAUAAUUGUACUAAUAUAUCAAAUUUAGAACUAUAUCUUAUGGUUAAUGAAAUUGGAUCAUAAGGUGUAUCAGAUUUGGCAUGUUCUUUAUCUAAAUUAACUAAUCUCUCCAAACUAAAACUCUCUCUUGAAAAAAAUAAAGUAGAAGAAAAAGGGGCGUUUUACUUAGGUUCUUCUUUAGCAUAAUGUGCUAAUCUAUAGAGUUUGGAAUUAUGUUUAAACUAAAAUAUUAUUGGGACUUAAGGGACAUCAAAUUUAAUUUAUGGUUUAUCAAAUUGUUCAUCACUUGAAGUAUUAGAUUUAUAGAUAGGUGAUAAUUCAAUUGGAGCUCAAGGUAUAACAAGCAUAGGGAAAGCUAUUUCUAAUUUUACUUGUCUCUCCAUUUUAAAACUUUAUGUGGGUAAUAAUAUGAUUCAGACUAUUGGAGCAUUAGAAUUUGGCUCUGUUUUAAAAAACUGGACUAGAAUAUCAAAUUUGUACCUAGAUUUGAGAAAUAAUGAAAUAGGUGAUGAUGGAGCUUUAUCGGUUUAUUAGGGUUUAACAUAAUGCAGCAGUCUUUAUGCAUUAACAUUAAUAUUAGAAAAUAAUAACAUUCAAGAUAAAGGAGCUAAAAAUUUAUGCAAAGUUCUUGCAAAUUGUAAAAAUCUUUGCAUGUUAAACAUCCAAAUAUGCUUCAAUGGAGUUGAUCUACAAAAUAGAUUAUUAUUAAGUAGCUAACUGAAAAAAAUUAAGAGAAUAGUAAAAUAUUAUAUCAUUUUUUGAUGACAUUUAUAACACUUUUUUAAUUUUUUAUGAGUUAUCUGAAAUUAAAAAAUAAUUAUGUUCCCUUUUCUUAUAAUUUAUAUAAAGUGUAUAAAUAAAUACAGAAUAAAUAUAGAGUAA
Tetrahymena thermophila SB210 is the source of this 1437-nucleotide messenger RNA. RefSeq names its product cyclic nucleotide-binding domain protein. Gene Ontology annotation, cellular component: nucleus; cytosol; perinuclear region of cytoplasm. The transcript is spliced from 15 exons. Lineage: Eukaryota; Ciliophora; Oligohymenophorea; Hymenostomatida; Tetrahymenidae. Gene Ontology annotation, molecular function: small GTPase binding; GTPase activator activity. The record is from RefSeq and is a predicted model, not a curated record. Gene Ontology annotation, biological process: nucleocytoplasmic transport; activation of GTPase activity.